AUGGUGCUUUACGUGGUGAUAGCAUACAUACUGGUCAACCAUGCAUUAGGUGCGCCGCCGCUGCGUCUGACCAUCGACUGCUCUGAUGAAAGGGAAACACCAUUCGGCUCCUUGCUUAGAUCAUCAGAUUACAGCAGAAGACCUCGUGUAGACAUUGAUUCGUUCUGCAAUCUCAUCCACAAUGCCAUCCCUAAAGCGGUCGAAAACGGGAAAUUUAUACUUAUUGAUGAAGAUUUAGAUCAAGAUGGAUUCAGUGAUACACAAGUACCAAUGGCAAUUGCACCACCAACAGGUUUUAUACCGAUGCUGGGUCUCAAAAAAUUGAAGGGACCUAGGCUACAAGUUCCGCAAUUGAAUGUCCCGAAGCUACAUGCGCACGCUGGUCUUCACAAAGCUCCUAGAGUAGGAUCCUCAAUUAAUAUUACACCACUAGUGAUAAAUGAAGAACAAUCAAGCGCAGAAAAUAUGGAGAAGUUAAAAAAAGGCGUUCAGAAAAUGUUACAUUUUGUAAAGGUUUUAGGCAAAAUUGAUCAGUACCUAUCGGAAAGAAUACGAAUAGUUGUCGAUAAAGUAUCCAAAACAUUUGCUGAAUAG
This is a messenger RNA of Arctia plantaginis, 594 nucleotides long. Lineage: Eukaryota; Metazoa; Arthropoda; Insecta; Lepidoptera; Erebidae. The record is from the annotation of a GenBank genome assembly.